This is a messenger RNA of Leguminivora glycinivorella, 3847 nucleotides long. RefSeq lists its product as uncharacterized. Gene Ontology annotation, biological process: peptidyl-serine phosphorylation; signal transduction. The coding region runs from base 261 to 2954 and encodes 897 amino acids. The record is from RefSeq and is a predicted model, not a curated record. Gene Ontology annotation, molecular function: protein serine/threonine kinase activity; ATP binding. NCBI's taxonomy places the organism in Eukaryota, Metazoa, Arthropoda, Insecta, Lepidoptera, Tortricidae. Gene Ontology annotation, cellular component: cytoplasm; nucleus. The transcript is spliced from 5 exons.
UUUCUAACAACAUGGCGGACAUGAAAUCAGUUGUUGUGCAUCAAGAUUUGCACUUCGUGGGUUAAUUUAAAUAACAAAACAUAGCACUUUUUCACUAGUGAAUUGUUUAAAUCAAUCUAUGCGCUAUAUGUUAUAGUAGAAAUUUGUGACCGUGGUUAUUUCUUCGCCCCUGUGAUGUGAUUUUAGUUACUGGGCGAGUUGUAAGAGAGAAAUUCUGGUCACUGUUGUGGUCUUUCACUUGGUAACUGGUCAAUAGUACUAUGCCGCGGCGCGGGACAGAGGCCGUGCAGCCGCCGGAGCCCCCUAAAAAGAAACCUAAAGUGGUUUUAGAGCAGCUUUCUUUGUUAUGUCCGAGCUUGGACGCUAGUUUCACCGACGACGAAGCCUUGCCGCCUGGUAUUGUGUUUUCGGACAUACAGCAGAAGAAAUGGCGCAUUGGAAAGCCUAUAGGCCGCGGCAGCUUCGGUCGCAUCUACCUGGCGUCAGACAAUGUGGACAAGGAAGUCACUAAGCUGAACGCCAACUAUGUGGUCAAGAUAGAGCCUCACUCCAACGGACCGCUGUUUGUGGAAGUACAUUGCUUGAUCCGUACUUCUCAGGUGGCAAAAAUAAAAGCAUGGCGUCAGCAAAACAAACAGAAACGCAUUGGCAUGCCAGUUUACAUUGCAAGUGGGUCGUUCAUAGACAAAAAGACUGGCAUGAAAUACAGGUUCCUUGUCCUACCACGCUACGACAUAGACUUGCACAAAAUCAUUGCUCGGACCAAAGUACUGGACUUGAAGAAUGUCUUAGUACUAGCUCUGCAGAUACUAGAUGUAUUAGAGUACCUACACAAUCAGGGAUACACACAUUCGGAUAUAAAAAGCUCAAAUCUCAUGCUUGGAUUUGAAGGUGGCAAAAUAAAUAAGUUCCCUAUGGCAAAAACUUCACAAUCUUUUGAAAAAGAAACAAAAGAAGUAGCAGUGCUGUCAGGAAAGCACAGGAGGGUUAAGAGUGGGAAGGCGCGGGCUUCCAACUAUUAUGAUGAUGAGGACUAUGUGAUUAAAGACUCUAAAGGCUUAGAUCUUAACAAUAGUUGUGAUGAGAGAAGACUGGCCAGUGUUAAACAGCUAAGGAAAAUACUGAAUGAUAGGGACAGUAGGACUUUACAUAGGCAUCAUGCCUUCAAUCUCAGGCAACUCUCUAGUUAUGUCAACUAUGAGGACAUGACUAGCUCAGUUUGCUCGGAUCAGUCAUACCAGAAGUUGCUUGAUGAUUUCGGCAAUAAAAAGCUCAUAAGAACUACAGCAGAGUUCUUUGAAGACACGAAAAAGAAGAAAACGGACACAGCUAAUGAUGACGAUAUACAUAAAGAAGCGAUUCUGUCACAGUCAAAUAGGCAGAUUUACUUACUGGAUUAUGGUUUGGCUUCAAAGUUCCUAGAUUCCGAAGGCAAGCAUAAAGAUUUUGGCAUGGAUGCGAGGAAAGCUCAUGAUGGGACAUUAGAAUACAGCUCCAGGGAUUCUCAUAUUGGAGCCCAUUCUAGAAGGUCUGACCUUGAGACACUCGGCUACAAUCUGAUUGACUGGCUAACAGGUUCCUUGCCUUGGAAGACUACAGAAGUUCUUGCUGAACCCGACUUAGUCCAUGCCUUGAAGAAAAACUACAUGAGCGAUAUCAAGUCCUUCUUAAAAACCAGUUUCAAAACAGAGUUGUAUCCCCAAUUCAUGGAGAAAUACUUGGAAUACGUCACCAGCUUAGAGUUCACUGAGAAGCCUGAUUAUGACCACUGCAGAAGUCUUUUCAAGAGUGAAUUGAUGAAGAAUGCAGACAAAGAAGUGUCUUUGAAGCUAGCUGAACCUCCAAAUUCACCAAUGGGUCGCAAAUGGGUUGGAAAUUCGAGAAGAUUUGGCAGGAAAAAUACUCCAGUAGAUUUCUUAGGGAGAAAUGGGAUCAAGAAAAGUUUUGAAAGAGAGAACGUUUGCUCACUUGAAAAUGACCUGAAGUUGGAACUGUUGAAGCAAACUAUCAAUAUAUCCAGUGAAGGUAUAAGAAAGCCGUGCACUUCAAGAAACUUCUUUGUGUCUGAUGCAGAUUUGAUCGCGCGCCUGAAAAAGUCGCUGAUGCCUCAUGAUAUUUUGGGCAAAAAAUUAUCCCCGAAAAACUUACGUUCAAAGAAAAAAGUGCAGAAACGCAGGGGAAAAAGAACGCACAGAAGUAGCAUUGGGAAGUUUGGUAAUUUCAUGGGUUCCGCCAAACAGUUUACUUGGGCAGAAAUUUUAGCUCAAAACCCAGAGGAUAUUAUUCGUAAGGAACGUAACACAUCUAACAGUGAUGAAGAUGAUGACGAGGAUACCUGCAAAUACAGGAUCAGGAAGCUCUCAGAUGCGUCCUCAGAAGGAAGUGACUCCUUACAGUCCCCGCUGAUGCAGAAAGAUUACUUGCAAGGCGUCAAAUGGACACCAGCUAUGAAAGAAGUCUUAGCUAACUUUAAGAGAAGGCUUGCAGGCAAAGCUAAAGAAUCUGAAGAGAUACCGGAAGAACUCCAAGGUUACACUCCAGCUAUGGUUAAAAUACACAUGAUUAAAGAAAAGAGGGAAGCGAGAGAGAUGCAAGAAGCAAAACAAGUUGUAGAAGUUCCUUCAGACCCGGUUACAAGAACAACCAGGUCAAUGAGAAAGAAAGUGGAAAAACCGAAGACUGAAGCAAAGACUAGAAGGAAUAAGAGUAGCGUUGAUAGCGUUAAGAUUAAGGAAGUUAAAGUUGCUGUUGAGAAGUUGGAUGUGAAGAAGAUUGAGCCUAAAACGAAGUCAAAGGCUAAGAAGAAGGAAGUUAAGAUCGUUGAGCGCCCAAAGUCUCCUGCUAGCAAGAUUAAAAGGUCAUCACCAAGCAGAUCAACAAAAUCUACAAGAACCAGAGACACCAUCGUUCCUAACAACAGACGCCGCCUGCGUAGCAGCAAGCGCUCCGCUUGACGGUGCGACUGUUGUCCCGUGUCACUCCAAUCAACCGCCUUAAAAUAAAAUAAUAGCCCAUUUAAAUAGAGACAUACCAAGUUGACAGCCAUGCUAGUGUUAUUUUCAAUAUCAAACUUCACCCCUUGCACAGGCGGAGCUAUCAAAUAAGCUAGGUAUGACUCUAUUAGGAAUACAGACUCGUACAUUACUGCAAAAUGAAGCUCUAAAGAUAGUGUUCUAAGUGAAAUAACUAUCCGCUGGAUGUCAUACUGAACCGUAUAGCAAUAAUAAUUAAUUCUAUUGCACUAUUGUACGCGUCUUUUAUUCUAUUCUUUAAUCCUCUGCUAUGUAUGUACACAUUUUUUAGGCAUCGGCAAACAAAAGGUCAACAUAACCUAUACAUUAUUUUGAGGUUAUAAAAAGUGCCGGCUAAAUUUAUAUUUGUUUUUUUUUAUCCGCUUGUGGCUUUAGAUCUUCUCUAAAAUUAUAUUAUGUACAUUUUUAGCAGAGCUGACCGUAAAAUAUCAAUUGAUUUUAACAAAAUACACAUUUUUCUGUUUUCGGCAGACAAAAGGUCAACAUAACCUAUAAACUAUUUUGAGGUUAUAAAAUGUUUUUCAAAAUUUAUAUUAUGUACAUUCAUAGCAGAGCUGACCAUAAAUUAAAAUAUCAAUUGAUUUGACAAACUUGCCUAUUUGACUAUCAGAUAUUAGUGGACCUUUCGAAUUUUUAUAUAUAUUGCUGUUCGUUUGUAAGAUGUCUGUGAUUGUUUUUUAUUACAUUCGAUAUUCGUAUCUAGAAACUUUGACUUGGGCCGUAGUUAAUAUUCAACUUAUGUAAGUAUAAUUUCGUGUAUGUUUUCAAGCUUUUGUAAUUUCUUGUAGAAAUAUAAUGAUUUUGUUAUAAGAAUA